CUCCGUUUUCUGUCCGGGUGUAUUUAUCAGUGACGCCACGAGCCUGCUAAACCGUACUAGCCUCGUCUUUGUUGGUUGUUUUCGUUAGAAAUCAAAAGUGAAAUUAUCAUCUGGACUAAUCUGUUUCUAAAAUGGAGCCAGCAUGUCGAAAAGACAAACAGAAGCAGCAAACACCUACCCGUGGAGACAGAACCAAACAGAAAUCAGCCCAGCAGGAGCUGAAGCAGAGACAAAGAGCAGAGAUUUACGCCCUGAACAAAGUCAUGACUGAACUUGAACAGCAGCAGUUUGAGGCCUUCUGCAAGCAGUUGCAGUCACAAGCCGAAUGAGAAAAACUCAUGUCAGGGCAAAUAUACACAGGUUAGGGUUACAUUAUGAUGUUACUCAUAUUUUUGUAUUAUUGUAAACCAUUUGAUAAUCACCCCUUUCCUCUCCUGACAUGUAAACCAAAAUGUAUUUGUUGGAGAUUGAUACACACACACACUACUUGAAUCUGAGUGUACAAUCACAUCGCAAACGGCGGUCAGUAUGUACAAAACCAAAAAUAUCAUAGUACAUCAUAUUUAUCAGAGAAACCGCCCUGUGAAAAGACAUUCAUUCACUCUAUAGGAUGUUAAACAUCUGAUGGUUUCAUUUUUACUGUCAUUGUUAACUGUGAUGUUUUAUAUUAUACACAAUGUUUAUUGUCCUGAACAUUAUGUAUGAGUGCACAAAGCUAUUUUAGACAAUUUGUGACCUGUUGACUGAAGGAAAAAUAAGAUACAGUUGUCACUCUUUUGGGUUAUGAUUAAUUUAUUUUUGACAUAUGACAUACUUUAAUGAUAGUUAAUGUUCUUUUGACACAAUCGGUUUUUAACAGUUUAGGUUUUUGAUUGAAAUUUGGUUAUUAAAAAUCAUCUAUUAAAAAAUAUAAAAUGAUUUCCUUCUCUGAGCCUUAUUUUCCUGCAUCCCACAGUCAGUAUACACUGAUAGAAG
Molecule: messenger RNA, 975 nt
Organism: Sinocyclocheilus grahami
Lineage: Eukaryota; Metazoa; Chordata; Actinopteri; Cypriniformes; Cyprinidae
Gene: svbp
Product: small vasohibin binding protein
Exons: 4
Coding region: 132-329 (65 amino acids)
Biological process (GO): protein secretion; negative regulation of protein ubiquitination
Cellular component (GO): apical part of cell
Source: RefSeq, a predicted model, not a curated record